CUGCCAGAGAAUUGAGCGGCGUGCGACACGUCGAUCAGCAGCUGCUUAUUUUAUGUUUAAUGUGGCACCGCCGAUGCUGCAUACCAAGACUCUUUCACCGUCUCCGACGUCGUGUCUAUAUCUUCCAACUGUUCCGCUCUGUGUCUUACCAACUCUCGACAUCAGAGGUACGGAGCAUAGUACAACACCACGCCCACGAUGUCUACAAUGACGUUACCGGUAGCCCCACAGCUGGCUGACACGGAACACCAAUUAUCCUGUCCAAAUUGUGGUUCUGGAGUCUCUUUGGACUCAUCACGCCUAGCACUUGAUGCACAGCGACAAAUCGAAGAUCUUCAGGCACAAGUCCGCCUUCUGACCCAAAAGGCUACUGCUGCUGUGGACAGAUGGGCAGACUAUGAAGACGAACUCCAGAUGAUGCGCCAGCAGUGUGCAUCGCAAGAAAUAGCGCGCACCAGCACCCCGCCAGCCGCGAUACAGAACAGGCUCUCAUCCUUCCUCACCUCUCGCAAAUCAGUACCUAAUCUCGGUCAACAGCCACCUCUACCCUCCACUACCACAUCUGAGCGGGACCUCGCCGCUGCACUGAGCCGAGAGCAGGUCUUACGGCAACAGGCGGAAGGGAAGCUAGACGAAGCGAGUGGAGAACUGGAAGAGUUAAGCCAGCAACUGUUUGAGCAGGCAAACGAAAUGGUGGCAACAGAGCGGAAGGCCCGAGCGAAAUUAGAGGAACGCGUUGCAGUGCUUGAGCGGAGAGAUGUAGAAAAGAGAAAGAGGUUAGAGCGGCUUGAGGGAGCAAUGGGGAGAAUUGAACGGGUGAGGGGACUCCUUGCCACACAAGGGGAUAAGUGAUGGCUCUAUGCUUCACAGGCGCUUUGUUGCAACAUUAUAGCCCGGUUGAAUAGGUGAGACCUGGUCGAAGAUUUGUGGUAGGUUGUUGUGGUCACUGGAAGGGAAGCAUUACUUGGGUCUGGGCUUGGGCUAUUGGAUCCGUAGAUCCUGGACACAAAAGCGCGCUAUGUUUGUUAUACCACCUUAUAGUUUUAGAAACGCACAGCAUCAUCAUAGGAGAACCAGCUCAAUUAAGUAGUUAUUUAUUAAUACACGACUUUAAAAGUCACAAA
This is a messenger RNA of Pseudogymnoascus verrucosus, 1124 nucleotides long. RefSeq lists its product as uncharacterized. Lineage: Eukaryota; Fungi; Ascomycota; Leotiomycetes; Thelebolales; Thelebolaceae. The transcript is spliced from 2 exons. The coding region runs from base 199 to 852 and encodes 217 amino acids. The record is from RefSeq and is a predicted model, not a curated record. Gene Ontology annotation, biological process: exocytosis. Gene Ontology annotation, molecular function: guanyl-nucleotide exchange factor activity. Gene Ontology annotation, cellular component: cell tip; Golgi to plasma membrane transport vesicle.